UCACGUCACUAGAGCGCAAAAUGCGUAUCAUUGCUCUUUACUUGAUUGUGUCCUUUCGUUGUAUUCUAUGUAGAGAUGCUAUUCAAUUUUUCAUAGCACAUAAAAAGGUGAAUCAGGCUUCAAUUGAAGUACUUGAAAAUGUAGGCAAUUCGACUAAAAUUUGGUUGGAGUAUAAAUAUGUUUUUGCAACGGAAGACGACAGUGUAUUAAAUACCACCUUAAAAGUUGGAGUAUUUGCAAAAACAGCAUUAACGUUUGAUUUUCUCGAUUGUCGGAUGUCAACCAUCGACAAUCAAACUGUUACCAAAGGUUACAGUAUUGAUAUAAUUGAAAAUUUACGAGAAACCUUGAAUAUCAGUACUGAAUUUAAAGUAAUAAACAAUUUAACACAUCUUAUUAACAAUAAAAUUGAUUUGGUGAUUUGUCACCCACAUAUUGAGAAUUUGCCUUCAAAUGUAACAGAAUUAUAUCCUAUUAUAAAAAGCAAUCUAAUAUUAGUCUACAAACCCAGUAAAUUGCGAUUUACGAAAGACAUAUUUAUUUUAACAUUUGCCGGCUCAUUGUGGUUGGUUUUCUUUGCAAUAAUGAUCCUACUGGCUGUAUGUUUACGAAUUUCAACCAGAAAGUACUCGACAAUGAGACCAACGUACGAAUCAUGGACGUGGGUUGAAAUAACACUAUGGGCCAUUGCUGCUGCUUGCCAACAAGGCCUCAGUCACACACCUAGUGGUUUUGCCAGUUGUCUGAUAUUUUUCUUGGGAUACUUAAUGGCGUACUUAUUAUACACGGGUUUUGCGGCUGCUAUAACUUCAAUUUUGGUUGAAAAUGUCGAAACAAACGCCAACUUACAGAAUCUCAGAAGUGACAAACUUCACUUGAUCAGCCCUGAGUGUGUCCGAAGCGAGAUAAAACAUUUUAAAGAAAGAUUUCUUGUAACAGAAUACGUCAAUGACUUAAAUGGUCUGUUUGAAAAGUUAAGCAUAAACGAUAGGAUCGGUGUAGGUCCUGAAAUAUCAAUACAGCAAUACAUGGUGAAUAAUUUGAGUCUUGACGAAAUUUUGUCUUUCCAAACAAUGAAACUGAAUGUGAGAUAUACCCAAGGCUUUCUUACGUUGCGUAAUAAUUCAUGGAAAAAAAUCAUAAACAGGCAUGUAAUUGCUUUAAAUGAGUUUGGAAUUUUGCAAAAAAUCCUCAAAACAAAUUUACAACCUGUGUCAACUCUCAAUUUGAAUGCUGGUUAUUCAAGUGCCGGCCGAGAACAUGUAGGGUCUGCAAUUUUAUUAUUUUUAGGUGGAGUUUUAAUCGCUUUAUUAUUUCUCGUGUCAGAAUUCGUGUUUUACUUUUACAAACGGGGACGUAAUCACAUUACAAAAUAAAAACUUACUUGUUUAUUACAAGAAUUGGCAGCACAUAAGAACUACAAAAUGCCCAACAGAAGUUAAGUACAUCAUAUUUAAGCCUCAAUAUUAAUCACAUUACAAAAUAAAUAAAAAUUCACACCCCUUCAGAACGUACACUUGCGGAAUUAAAAUUUCGGGCAGUAUUGUCAAAUUCAUGAUGUAAACUCUAAAACAACCUUUACAUUAAUAACCUCAUUUUUUACUCUUGUCAUGUUUAUGUCAUUUUCACUUAGGUAUUUACUUUCAAGAAUAUUGAUUUUUGGCUUAAU
This is a messenger RNA of Tribolium madens (black flour beetle), 1669 nucleotides long. RefSeq lists its product as uncharacterized. NCBI's taxonomy places the organism in Eukaryota, Metazoa, Arthropoda, Insecta, Coleoptera, Tenebrionidae. The coding region runs from base 21 to 1376 and encodes 451 amino acids. The record is from RefSeq and is a predicted model, not a curated record. The transcript has 6 exons.